AUGGUUGCCAACUUGCAACCGGUCGGCUUCGGGUUCAACAAGAUAGAGGAGGCCGAACCCGAUAAAAUCGGCGACCUAUCUACAGAAGUGAAGCAAGACACACCAACCGCAGAAUCUAGUAAAGGCAAGGGUCGGCCGACAAAGAAAGCUCCGAGUAAACAAGUCAAGACCUCAAAGAUCAAGAAACAGCCCCGUCAGUCGGGCCGAUCACUGCGAAAGCAAGGCCGAACAAGUCUCAAAGAGGACUCGGACGAAUCCGACGACGAUGACCUCCGACUGUCCGAAGAGGAUAGUGAAGACAAUUUUUCUGUCGAGGUACCCCCACUGACACCCACCAAGGACAGCAAUAACGCCAAAUUUGACAGGGACCUGGAGUUUCCUCAUUACUGGACAGAAGUGCUCUCGCCCGCUACACACAAGUACGUUCCGGUGGAUGUGAUCGUUAAGAACAUUGUGGGCACAAACCGGGAUCUCAUUGAGUCUCUUGGACCCAGGGGCGCCAAGGCAGACAAAGCUAAGCAAGUCAUGGCCUACGUGGUGGGCUUCAGUCAGGACGGCACAGCCAAGGACGUCACCGUCAGAUACCUCAAGGGGCAACUGUUCCCUGGUAGGACGAAAGGCACAAGAAUGCCACUGGAGAAGAUCCCAGUCUACAACAAGAAUGGGAAGGUUAAGCGCUAUGAUCAUUUCGACUGGUUCAAAUCUGUUCUGCGCGCGUACACACGAGGCGGCGAGAACCACCCUCUGACAGAAGUUGACUACGACGAAGACGCCACUGACUUGAAGAUAGCACAACCUGCGAAGAAAGAAGUGAAAGAGGGCGAGGAAACCCUGCAGUACUUCAAAUCUUCGAAAGAAUUUGUCUUGGAACGUCAUCUGAAACGCGAGGAAGCAUUGUUGCCCACAGCUAAGGCUGUGAGAUACUUCAAGAACAAGGGCAAGAAGGGAGACGGCGAAGAAGAGCCUGUGUAUCUCCGGAAGGACGUCGUGCCAGUGAAGAGCGAGGAGACAUGGCACAAGCAAGGCAGGGCGCCUAAACCUGGAGCACAGCCGUUGAAGCGGGCACCAUUCAGAGCCGCGACGACAAACCGGAGACGUGAGCUCGCAGAGGCGGAGGCAGCAGCUGGCCACAAGGUCCUUCAGGGGCUUUACAGCCAGGACCAAACAGACUGGAUCAUCCCCCCUCCGAUUCAGAACGGCAUCAUCCCGAAGAACCAAUAUGGAAAUAUUGACCUCUUCGUUGAACACAUGCUUCCAGAAGGUGCAGCACACGUGCCGUACCGAACAGCGAUACGUGUUUGCAGGCGGCUCGAGAUUGACUUCGCCGAAGCAGUCGUGGACUUUGAAUUUGGGCAUCGAAUGGCUGUGCCUGUGAUCCAGGGCGUCGUCAUACCCGAAGAACAUUAUGACCGUGUCAUGGAGGAGGUUGCGAAGGAAGAGGCCGAAAAGGCCCGGAAAGAAGACGAAAAGCGCCGCAAGGUUGUCCUAGGUGCGUGGCGGAAACUUCUGAUGGGAAUGCGGAUCGCUGAGAGGGUGCGGCGCGAGUAUGGGCAUUUGAAGGACACGUUUCAGGCCUUUGGCCACAGCCGGGAUGAUGGCCAGGAUGUGCCGACUGUUGAAAAUGAUGCGGUCGACGGCGAGGACAUGGCGGGCGGCUUCUUGCCUGGUGGCUUCGACAACGAGGAGGAAGAGGCGGAGGCAGAAGACCGCGGGGGCUUCCACAAGUCCAGCUUCUUUCCUGCUAUCGAGGAUGAGGAGGAUGGCGGAGACGAAGGAGAUGCGAGACUGGUGAUCGAGGAUGGCGGUGCGACGACAGCGCGAGCGGCUUCGCCGGCGUCACAGUCAGGCGAGACCUCGCCCCAGAGACGGGCUCCUCAGCGCAGAACAAGGCAGAGGAGGCGAAUGUCUUCUUCUGAAGAAGAGGAGGAAGAAGAAGAAGAUGAGGAUACAGGUUCUGAUGACGACUAUGAGGAAUGA
This is a messenger RNA of Diaporthe citri, 1977 nucleotides long. RefSeq lists its product as uncharacterized. Gene Ontology annotation, molecular function: damaged DNA binding; single-stranded DNA binding. The transcript has a single exon. Gene Ontology annotation, cellular component: nucleotide-excision repair factor 2 complex; nucleus; XPC complex. Bases 1 to 1977 code for a protein of 658 amino acids. The record is from RefSeq and is a predicted model, not a curated record. Gene Ontology annotation, biological process: mismatch repair; nucleotide-excision repair. Lineage: Eukaryota; Fungi; Ascomycota; Sordariomycetes; Diaporthales; Diaporthaceae.